GUGCGCGGCGGGCGGGGCAGAGGGAGUUGGUGGGGGGGCCCGCUGCGCACCGACGGGGCGGGCCAUUUCUGCGCAGCGCAGGCGAGACUGGGAGCCCCGGAGCCUGGGUCCCUCCGGCCCGAGUCGCUGCGGGAGCGUCGCUGUCCCGGACGCUGGACAGCCUGAGGCUGGACCGCGGACAGGCUUGCUGGUCACCAUGACAAUGGAGACAGGCCCUGAUGCUGAGGUGAAGAAAGCACAGGAAGACCCUCCACCCCAACCCCCACAGCAGCUUGAAGGCUCGGCCUCUCAGGCCCCUGCCACUGCAGCCUUCACGGGCCCUGCUGGCCAUCCUGAGGCUAACUCCAACGAGAAGCAGGGCACCCAGCCUGAUCCCAGGCACUCGGAGCAGGGCCUCGACAUGGAGGAAAAGGAUUAUGUCGAGACCGAUGGCCUCUCCGACAGGACAACACCCAGCAAGACCCAGAAAUCUCCCCAGAAGAUUGCCAAGAAAUUCAAGAGUACCAUCUGCCGUGUGACCCUGCUGGAUGCCUCAGAAUAUGAGUGUGAGGUGGAGAAACAUGGCCGAGGGCAGGUCCUUUUCGACAUGGUCUGUGAACACCUCAACCUCCUGGAGAAGGACUACUUUGGGCUGACCUUCUCUGACCCAGACAGCCAGAAGAACUGGCUGGACCCUUCCAAGGAAAUCAAGAAGCAGAUACGUAGUGGCCCCUGGAAUUUUGCCUUCACAGUCAAAUUCUAUCCUCCGGAUCCAGCCCAGCUCACAGAAGACAUCACAAGAUACUACCUGUGCCUGCAGCUGAGGGCAGACAUUAUCACUGGCCGGCUGCCCUGCUCCUUUGUCACACAUGCGUUGCUGGGCUCCUAUGCUGUUCAGGCUGAGCUGGGAGACUUUGAUGCUGAGGAACAUGUGGGCAACUAUGUCAGCGAGCUCCGCUUUGCCCCCAACCAGACCAAAGAGCUGGAGGAGAGAAUCAUGGAGCUGCACAAGACUUAUAGGGGUAUGACUCCUGGAGAAGCUGAAAUUCACUUCCUUGAGAAUGCCAAGAAGCUGUCCAUGUAUGGAGUGGACCUACAUCAUGCCAAGGACUCAGAAGGUAUUGACAUCAUGCUUGGAGUCUGUGCUAAUGGCCUGCUGAUCUACAGAGACCGUCUGCGGAUCAACCGAUUUGCCUGGCCCAAGAUCCUUAAGAUUUCCUAUAAGAGGAGUAAUUUCUACAUCAAGAUACGUCCAGGGGAGUAUGAGCAGUUUGAGAGCACCAUUGGCUUUAAGCUCCCCAACCACCGGUCAGCUAAGAGGCUUUGGAAGGUCUGCAUUGAGCAUCACACAUUCUUCAGGCUAGUGUCUCCUGAGCCCCCACCCAAGGGCUUCCUGGUGAUGGGCUCCAAGUUCCGCUACAGUGGGAGGACACAGGCACAGACCCGGCAGGCCAGUGCCCUCAUUGACAGGCCUGCACCCUUCUUUGAGCGUUCCUCCAGCAAACGGUACACCAUGUCCCGAAGCCUCGAUGGAGAAUUUUCUCGCCCAGCCUCUGUCAGUGAGAAUCAUGAUGUGGGAUCAGAAGCUGAGAAGUCUGAGGAAGACAGAGACUAUGGUGGUGGGAGGAGAAAGUCAGAGACGGAGGAAGGAGAGCUCCGGACACCCACCAAGAUCAAAGAACUGAAGCCGGAGCAGGAAACCACGCCGAGGCACAAGCAGGAGUUCUUAGAUAAACCAGAGGAUGUACUGCUGAAACACCAGGCCAGCAUCAAUGAACUCAAGAGGACACUGAAGGAGCCCAAUAGCAAAUUGAUCCAUAGGGAUCGUGACUGGGAACGUGAGCGGAGGCUGCCUUCCUCACCAGCCUCAUCUUCCCCCAAGCAUGAAGAAGGAACCCCCAAAGGGACCCCUGAGAAAGCUAAUGAGAGAGCAGGGCUGAGGGAGGGCUCAGAAGACAAAGUCAAACCCCCACGUCCCAAGGCCCCAGAGAGCGACCCAGGAGAUGAGGACCAGGACCAGGAACGGGACUCGGUCUUCCUGAAGGACAACCACCUAGCCAUCGAACGCAAGUGUUCCAGCAUCACCGUCAGCUCCACAUCCAGCCUGGAGGCAGAGGUGGACUUCACAGUGAUCGGCGACUACCAUGGCACUGCCUUUGAGGACUUCUCCCGUAGUCUGCCCGAACUUGACCGAGAUCGGAGCGACUCCGAGGCCGAGGGGCCAGUAUUCCCACGGGACCUUGACAAGGCAGCCCCCAGCCAGGAUGAAGAGUCUAAGGCAGCGAGUGAAGCCCUAGAACGAGGGAUCUGCCCCACCCCUGACAUGCCCCACUUUGAGCCUGUGAAGACCGAGACAAUGACCGUCAGCAGCAUGGCGAUCAGAAAGAAGAUUGAGCCUGAAGCCGUAUUGCAGGCUAGAGUCAGUACAAUGGAAGCAGCCCAGGUGGAUGGGGGCACAACUGGGGGGAAAGAGAUAAUAACUUCCCACUCUAUCACCACGGAAACCACCUGCACUACCAUGGAGAACAGUCUGAGGUCUGGGAAGGGAGCAACAGCCAUGAUUCCAGGCCCACAGACGGUGGCAACAGAAAUCCGUUCUCUUUCUCCGAUCAUCGGGAAAGAUGUCCUUGCCGGUGCCUAUGGGGCCACUGCAGAAACCCUUUCCACUUCCACUACCACCCAUGUUACCAAAACUGUGAAAGGAGGAUUUUCCGAGACCAGGAUAGAGAAACGCAUCAUCAUCACAGGAGAUGAAGACGUAGAUCAAGACCAGGCAUUGGCUUUGGCCAUCAAGGAGGCCAAACUGCAACACCCAGACAUGCUGGUAACCAAAGCCGUUGUAUACAGAGAAACAGACCCAUCUCCCGAAGAAAGGGACAAGAAGCCACAGGAAUCUUGACCCCUGUGCAGAGAAGUUGGCAUUUCUAUUCAAACCAACUUGGAGAGCAGUUAAGGAGAGGGCCUUCACACUGGAUUCCGCGACUAGACACAGACAACCCAGCUGCAAUGUUCCGUCCCUGCUGAGAGACUACAAAGGAAGAGCAUAUAUAUGUAUAGAUAUAUAUAUAUAGGUAUAUACAUAUAUAUAUAUAUACACACACAGCAAACAGAACAUAGCCUUGCACUGCUACAGAAGUUGGGGGGAAAGAAAUCAAACCAACGGCUAAAGCAAAACAACCAACCACCUACGUUCGCCUUUGCAGACAAAAAAAAAUUGAUGGGAUUUUUAAGAAAAAAAGAAAAGGAAGGAAAAAAUACUACCAUGAUAAACAGAAAUAAAAGCCAGACCCCUCGUGAUAUCGCAGCUGCACAGCAAGCCGCAGGCUCUGCGUAUCCCAUCUCGCGAGGACUCGUGUGUGAGCCACUCCUUCUUUUCCAACAUCCGUCACCCAUGUAUGAGGGGACAUGCUUUGCAACAAAGCAAGCGUCAUAGAAGCUCCAACAAGAAAAAUGUUUGAAAGAAGGAAAGAAGAUCUCCACUGACAAAAGGAAGGAGUUCUUUCUUCCUGGACUCCGUGGCUAGUAUCCACACCCCAAUCUUCUCCCUCCCCCAAACUCAUGCUAGUCUCGACGUACUCUCUCACCGCCAUUGCUCCACUCUCUUCCUCUCUCCUCUCCUCGUUGCCCCCUCACCUCCUGUGUUUCACCCAGGGCUGCCCAGGGAAUUGCAGGCGACUCAUCAUUGGAAGCAAAGAAUACUGGAGAGACAAACCCAAAGAGAGGAAAAGUGGACGCUGCGUGUCUGUGGCUUCUCACUACAAUGGUGCAGCCCAUCGGGGGGGGGGGGGAUUCAUACGGAUGUGCUUUUAAGUUAUGUAUAUUAUAUAUAACAGGGAAAAAUAUUAAAAUAAACAGUGCUGGUAAGUAUGAUGCCGAAGUUUUUAAAUUAUAAUUCUUUGGUUGAUGUAUUCUGAGGUUCUUAGAUCACACUGAAAUUCCCCCUCCCCGCAAGAGGCCUAGAGUCUGUGUGCAGGUUCUGUCUCAGUGGCUGAAGGGAUUGGUGUCGUGAAACAAUGUGUGGUGUUCGUCUUUGGUGGGUUGGUGGGUAGUGAGGGGGCAGGUCCUGGGGAGGAGGGGCAGGGGUUUGGCAAGAAGGCAGCAGAGCCAUUGUCCAGAAUGUGCCAGUCAAAAGGCCUCACUAUUCUCUGUCCCUAUCCCUACCCCACCCCCACUAUAGCCUAGCUGAAUUCUAGGGAGGCCUGAUUUUUGCUUUGGGAAUGGAGGAAGAGAACUUGGGGCUUACCUACCCUGGGACCUCAGACUCCUUCCCUAGGGUAUAGGCCAGAGUCUGAACCCCCUUUUAAUGGCCACAUGCCUUUUUCCUCCCUGACCACAUUAGUGGCUGACCAUUGGCCCUGAUUCUAAGAGCUUGGUAGGACUUGCCCUGGCCCUACCUCCCAGUCUUCCUAAAAUUCACAGUCUCCCUCCUCUUCAUGUGCCAAAGGAUGAGCCAGAGUGGCAGCAAGGUCUGGGGGGACUCAGACCCAGGACAAGAAUUGUCAUGGAUCAUAGAGGACUUUAAAGCUCAAGCUCAGACUCUUGUUCCCAAAGCCCAAAUAUGACCCAGUGACCUUGGACAAUUUAUUUAACUCCUCUGGGCCUCAGUUUUCUGAUCUGUAAAAUGAGGAGGUUAGACUAAAUCUUUACCCUCCACGCUCUAAAUCCCAUUAUGAUCCAAACUGGGAAUAAAAAAAAAGACCCAAGUCAUUGCCUUCCUGUAAGAGAUUCUGGUCCCCUUACCCUCUUCUUUCUGCAUCUGAACUGCAAGCCUGAGAACAAUGGAGCCCCCUAGAAGGUCCACAAAGAGCCUUUGAAGGAAAGCUUCAGUCCUUCUGGGCCAUACCCAUCACCACAUCUGGUGUUUAGGCUUUCCAUUGGCUACUGGCUGAGGUUCAGUGAAGUCAGGGCCAGGGCUGGGUGACCCCCUCCAAGUGGGCUGCCACAGGGUAGGGCAUUAGGGGAGAAAUGCCCCCACUGCACUUUAAACAUCUCCCCUCACUUCACUCCCCAAACACAUUUAAAUUCUAUUUAUCCACCUUCACAGAAUCUCAGAGCUGGAAAAGAUCUCGGAGGCAAUCAAGUUUUAAUCCUGACCUGAACAGGAACCCCUUUUUCAUCCUCCCUGACAAAUAGGGGUAGUGUGAGAGAUAGGGAGUGCCAGGACAACUUCCCUUUGGAGUUACCCAGGUCUGAGCAGUUUCCCCCCAAUCCCAACUCUAGCCGAGAGGUGCUGGGUGUGCUUCCUUUCUUAGCUUACUUUAGAUGCCAGGUCUUUACCCCUGCCCUAUCCCCAAGCACUCUAGGUAAGACAAGAGAUUGGAGUGCUAUGAGGUCCUUAGGUCCCACAGAGAGGAGGUGUGAAAGACCCCUUUGUCUGUGAUCCAGACUUCCAUUCCCAAGAAAUGACCCUGGCCCAAACUACCUGUCUCAGGUUCUAAUGACUCCCACAGGCCCUCUGCCUCCUGUGUGUGUUCAGUAAUUACUCUUUCUGGAGGGGCUCUAGGGUGCAUGUGAUCACUGAGAGUUACAGGGUAAGUCCAUUCACUGGAGAGCUACAUACAGUCCCACUUUUUUCUUCCUCAAAAAGGUGGGAACCAAAGGAGCAGGUGUUUCAGAGGCAGUGAAGCUGCAAAAUAAAGCCAUUGGCUCUUGGCCACCCAUUCCCUCCAUGGAAAACAUUGGGCAUAGACUUUGCCUCUCUCUCCCCCUCCCUCCCUCCACUUCUUUGCUCUUCUCUCUUAGAGGCAGGGGAGGAGUCUAGGCAUCAGGAGACCCGGUCCCACUCUUGGCUCAGCCCCCAGCUCACUGUGUCACAUUCGGCAAAGAACUUCUUCCUCUCUGAGCCUUAGGUCCUCAUCCAUGAAAUCUGGGGGGGCGGGGAGGGCUGGAUCUGGUGACCCUCUGAGAUUCCUCCAUUUCUAAGAUUCUGUGAAGCCUUCUGUUUUAUUUCUCUGGAUCCCUUCAGGUUGAGGGUGCGGGAAGUGUCAGUGCCUGUUAAAAAUACCUGCAAGCACAUUCCAAGACUGGCCUGCGAUUGCAUGAACAAUGACACUAUAAAUAAAUUAUUUUUGCAGAAGCACCUUUGACCAAUCAACUGCGACAGCCUCCUUCUUGUUCCCUCGCUAACCCCUGCUCCCUCGUGCCCCCCAGCCCCCUCCCCGCCAGUGCUCCGUGCUGUAUGCGUGUGUGCUCUCUGUUCUUGUACUCAAUAAAAGUGAAAUAAAUGUGUUUGAUUCUGAACCAGA
Messenger RNA from Trichosurus vulpecula (common brushtail), 6224 nucleotides. RefSeq names its product erythrocyte membrane protein band 4.1 like 1 (gene EPB41L1). Gene Ontology annotation, cellular component: cytoskeleton; plasma membrane. The coding region runs from base 197 to 2878 and encodes 893 amino acids. The record is from RefSeq and is a predicted model, not a curated record. Lineage: Eukaryota; Metazoa; Chordata; Mammalia; Diprotodontia; Phalangeridae. Gene Ontology annotation, biological process: cortical actin cytoskeleton organization. The transcript has 22 exons. Gene Ontology annotation, molecular function: structural molecule activity; actin binding.